Molecule: messenger RNA, 4442 nt
Organism: Miniopterus natalensis
Lineage: Eukaryota; Metazoa; Chordata; Mammalia; Chiroptera; Miniopteridae
Gene: LETM1
Product: leucine zipper and EF-hand containing transmembrane protein 1
Biological process (GO): intracellular monoatomic cation homeostasis
Cellular component (GO): mitochondrial inner membrane
Molecular function (GO): ribosome binding; calcium ion binding
Source: RefSeq, a predicted model, not a curated record
AUGGAAGCCUUCAAGCCUUCAGGGUGCAUUCAGAAGGCAGUGAGCAUGGGAAGGGAGGGGCUGUGCGAGUUCACGCCACCACCAGGUAGUCUGGGGGAACAUGCGUGUCUCAGUUGUGCCAACACCGUGGGGUUGAUAAGCCGUGUGCACGUUCCUCUGGGCGGCUGCUCCCCGGGCCACCCCAGGCACCUUUCCCUUGGAGGCGACCCCCUGGGCUGUUGGACGCUAUGGCCCCAGCGCGCGUGUGCAGUGGCCCUAGUGCCCUGGGCCCCGGCCUCUGUAGGCCGGCUCGUCCCAGGGCCGCAGUUCCUGCCCGUGCGCAGCUGGCACACGUCGGCCCCGCUGGGCGAUGACUCCGUAGUGGAGAAGUCACUCAAGUCCCUGAAGGACAAGAACAAGAAGCUGGAGGAGGGCGGCCCGGUGUACAGCCCCCCCGCGGAGGUGACCGAGAAGAAGCCCCUGCGGCAGAGGGUGGUGGACGAGCUGAAGCACUACUACCAUGGCUUCCGCCUGCUCUGGAUCGACACCAAGAUCGCGGCACGCAUGCUGUGGCGCAUCCUCAACGGCCAUGUGCUGACCCGCCGCGAGCGCAGGCAGUUUCUCCGGAUCUGUGCUGACCUCUUCCGCCUGGUGCCCUUCCUGGUCUUCAUCGUGGUGCCCUUCAUGGAGUUCCUGCUGCCUGUGGUUGUGAAGCUCUUCCCCAACAUGCUGCCGUCCACAUUCGAGACCCAGUCCAUCAAGGAGGAGAGGCUGAAGAAGGAGCUGCGGGUCAAGCUGGAGCUGGCCAAGUUCCUCCAGGACACCCUUGAGGAGAUGGCCCUGAAGAAUAAGGCUGCCAAGGGGAACGCCACCAGGGACUUCUCCUUGUUUUUCCAGAAGAUCCGAGAGACCGGGGAGAGACCCAGCAAUGAGGAAAUCAUUCGUUUUUCCAAAUUGUUUGAGGACGAGCUGACCCUGGAUAACCUCACACGGCCACAGCUGGUGGCACUGUGCAAGCUGCUGGAGCUGCAGUCCAUGGGCACCAACAACUUCCUGCGUUUCCAGCUCACCAUGCGGCUGCGCUCCAUCAAGGCCGACGACAAGCUGAUUGCUGAGGAGGGGGUGGACAGCCUCAAUGUCAAAGAGUUGCAGUCGGCAUGUCGAGCGAGAGGCAUGCGGGCCCUGGGUGUCACGGAAGACCGCCUGCGGGACCAGCUGAAGCAGUGGCUGGAGCUGCACCUGCACCAGGAGAUCCCUACAUCGCUUCUCAUCCUGUCCCGCGCCAUGUACCUCCCAGACACCUUGUCGCCCGCCGACCAGCUCAAGUCCACGCUGCAGACCCUGCCAGAGAUUGUGGCGAAGGAAGCGCAGGUGAAGGCAGCAGAGGUGGAGGGCGAGCAGGUGGACAACAAGGCGAAGCUGGAGGCCACGCUACAGGAGGAGGCAGCCAUCCAGCAGGAGCACCGGGAGAAGGAGCUGCAGAGGCUCUCAGAGGCCGCGAAGGAAAUGGCGUCUGAAGUGGCGGAGGCUGCACCUGGGAGGCCUGUGGCCGAACUGCAGCCAGAAGUGGCCAACAUCCUGCCGUCAGAGGACCUGAAGGACACCGCCCCCAUCCUGGAGGGUGUGAAGGGAGAGGAGAUCACCAAGGAGGAAAUCGACAUCCUCAGCGACGCCUGUUCAAAGCUGAAGGAGCAGACAGCAUCCCUGAGGCAAGAGAAGGAGGAGCUGCAGCUGCUGAAAGACGACGUACAGGACUAUAGCGAGGACUUGCAAGAGAUUAAGAAGGAACUUUCAAAGACUGGCAAAGAGAUGGAGGUGGAAGAGUCCAAAGCCAGCAAGAGGCUGACCAAGAGGGUGCAGCAGAUGAUCGGGCAGAUUGACGAGCUGCUCGCACAACUGGAGGCGGACCAGCAGGCCGGCAAGCUGGGCCCGGCUGUCCCGGGCUUGCCCACGGGGGAGACUGACGUCAGCGUCACCGAGCUCGUCAACGCCAUGAAGCAGAUCAAGCACAUUCCAGAAAACAAGCUCAUCAGCCUGGUCUCGGCACUAGAUGAGGACAGGGAUGGCCGGGUCAACAUCAACGACCUCGUCAAGGUGGUUGAGCUGGUGGAUAAAGAGGACAUUCACAUCUCCACCAGCCAGGUGGCGGAGAUUCUGGCGACGCUGGAGAAGGAGGGGAAGGUGGAGGAGAAGGAGAAGGCCAAGGAGAAGGCAGAGAAGGCGGAGAAGGCGGGGAAGGAGGCUGCCGAGGUGAAGGGGUAGCCGCCCGCCACCUGCCCUUCUGCCGCGAGGAGACGCUAGUAGUGACACGUCUAUAUUUUGUCUGGAAUAAAUCAGGAACUUCCACCAUCAAGUAAUCUUUAAUGUUCGUCAUUCCACGAAGAGUCAACCAGUCUGGAGCCCCCGAGCCUGCAGGGAGCCGUGUCUGCGUCCUCGCCGUGGCCACACACUGGCCUGGCUCAGAGGUGGCUCGGGCCUGCGCCUGGUGGUGUCUGUCCCGGAGGAGAGGCUGGGCCGUGGACCCCUCAGCUCCGGAGGAGACCCUGGUCUGCAGACUUGGACUUGAAUGUCUGUGUCAUGUCUCCAGAGCCCUGUCUGACCACUGAGAGAACGUCCCUGGUCGCCGUGUGGCCUCGCAGAAUCACGAUCGGGCAGGAGCGUCCUGUCACGCGGGGUUCCUGUCUGUGUCAGCUUUCUUGAUUCACCUUUGAUUUUUACCUAACCCUUUAACCAAUUACCCGCAGUCUGCCUGGCUCAAGCGUGGUCUCUAAUGUAAAGCGUGUCGUGACACUAAUGAAGCGUUGACAUUUGGAAAUGUAUUGUGCUGCUGUGGCUCUUGGAACAUUUCCUAAUUUGGGUGGUUAGCACCUCGCUGUCCCGUGGGCGAUCAGAGCAGAUACCACUGUGCCUGUUUAGCAGUGGGUGCGGCCGCCAGGCGUCACCCUGUCACAGCUCUGCGGUCCCGGGGCCUCCAGGUACCCACCAUCUGCUCUCCUGGGCAGCUCCUUUCGAAGGAUCAGGCAGGUGUCUGCUCCCGGCCCUAUGGUGGGCACCCAGGGGCUGGCAGAAAGGCUCAUUGUGUAGCCCUGGUGUCCCGAGGGCUCAGCACCUGGCUCUCAGGCAGGGUGGCUGCGUGGGGUGGGCAGGGCCAGGUGUCCUGUGGCCUCAGCUCUGUCUGACCUGCCCUUUGAAGGGAAGACUUCUUUUAGGGGAAUCCAAACAUAGGGUUGGAGGACAGGAAUAGAGCGGCCAGGUCAGCUGGGCGAGGAGGGCUCAGAACUGAUAGCUUCUAAAUUACUUGAAACUUUAUUAGGCCCUUGAAGCAGAGACUUGACACAAUGUAGGAGUGAGAUUUUGUAUCCUCAGGUGUAACCUCUGUACAUCUACACUGGGUCCUAAAGGAUUUUUAUUGCAGUUCUGUGAGCAGUGCGCUCCCGAUGCUUCUGGAGUGUCUGUGGGUCAUCUCAUGUAUUUCGUGGCCUGGUUUUCAGCUGUAAGGUGUCUUUGCCCAUGAGCUUGGCCAGUGUGCCCAUGGACGGCGGCCAUCCUACUAGUGAGCAGUACCUUGGGGCCCCAUCAGCUGCGCCUGGCUCCCGUCCCCAUCCUUGCUGCCUUGCCGGGUGCCCUGUGUAUCCCUCCUGUGUGCAGCCGCCCUCCUGGUUGUCUGCAGCUUUGAGGAGCAGCGUUUGCCCCCCUGCUGCAGGGGCUUCAUGCUGCACAGGCGCGAGCUGCUAGCAGGAACCUUCAGCUUUUGUAAGGUUGGCCGUCUCUGCUACAGGCUUCCCCUUCAUUUUGUGUUUGCUUCUACGGUAUUGACCUUGACUCACUGCAGCUGAGACCAGUGUGCGGGUGCAGGUGGAUCUAGAAAUGGGAGUCUCGCCUGACGAGGGGUUUAAGAAGCUCCCGCUGUCGGGAGCGUGGUGUCUGCCUGCUUGAGAGUGAGAUGGGAAUUCUUAGCACAUGUGCCCUCCCCUCCCACAGGCCCGCUUUUCAGCAGAGGUUCGGGGGACUGCACGUGGCUUCCACAGUCACAUGGAGUCUUCCAUUCGGGAUUUGUUAACAUGCUGGGCCCUGCCACUGAAGAGCUUCAGGCGUGGUUCUCACAGCAGGGCCCUGCCUCUGCCUCCACGUGUCCUCCAGGGGCCCCGGCUUCACAUGUUUAAGCACUUUUCUCAGAAAUAAUGGCUUUAUUAAAAUAUCAAAUUAAUGUUCCCAUAACAAUUCAAAGUAAGACGUCAAGGUGGAAAUUGUCACGACUGUCUGCGUGUCUGCCUGUGACAGCUGUGUGGCCCAGGUCUGGCUCUGCCUCCCUGCAGAAGGGGGGCUCUGGUACCCUCACCUUCCGGGGCGCAAGCCCUCGCCUUGUUCUUUGUCAGUGCUCUGCUCGUCCCCUCACACUGUGCUGGUGACAAGACACCCAAGCUGAUGUAAGGCCAGGAUUGAAUAAAGUGUUAUCUUGAUGA